This is a messenger RNA of Cuscuta europaea, 1795 nucleotides long. NCBI's taxonomy places the organism in Eukaryota, Viridiplantae, Streptophyta, Magnoliopsida, Solanales, Convolvulaceae. The record is from the annotation of a GenBank genome assembly.
UAUGAAAACCGACUUGAAGUGUGACAAAGUGUAUUGAAUAAUGGUUUCCAUUUCAGAUAUGGUUGCCAGCCAGCCAUGAAGAAUGCCAACACACAUACACCAUCAUCUCCAUCCUUUUUUAUAUUAAAAAAUUAUUAUUCCGGGAUUUAUUUAUUUAUGGAUUCAUUUAUUCCUGUUUUUACUCUCUACCUGUGACCUUCCUUCCUUAUAAUCUUUGGCGUCGUUUUUUUCAUGAUUUCUUGUUGAAGUCUUUCUCUCUCCUCCAGGUUUGAUUUCAAGUGAUUGGAGAUGAUUCGAACGAUGGCAACCCUGAAGAAGAACAAUUAAGAUUAGUUUUGUUUAUUUCAUUGAAUAAUUUGAAGGAAGUCGAGAUCAAAGUGGAUAUUAUGGGUUAUCUGAAUUCAGUAUUGACUUCGUCUUCCAACAAAAUGGAUGCGGAUGAUGCACCCGUCAGCGGUGGAGGUCUCAGUCAGGAUGGGAAAUUUAGCUAUGGAUACGCGAGCUGCUCAGGAAAAAGGUCAUCAAUGGAGGAUUUCUAUGACACAAGGAUUGAUGGUAUAGAUGGAGAGGUUAUUGGUCUAUUUGGAGUUUUUGAUGGUCAUGGAGGGGCUCGAGCUGCAGAAUACGUUAAGCAAAACCUUUUCAGCAAUUUGAUUAAACAUCCAAAUUUUAUUUCGGAUACCAAAUCAGCGAUAGCUGAUGCAUACAGCCAUACGGAUUCUGAAUUUCUAAAAUCAGAAAACAGUCAGAAUAAAGAUGCUGGUUCAACCGCUUCUACUGCUAUUCUCGUUGGCGACCGUUUAUUGGUUGCUAAUGUUGGGGAUUCAAGAGCUGUUAUCUGCCGUGGUGGGCAUGCCAUCGCUGUAUCCCGGGAUCACAAGCCAGAUCAGAAGGAUGAGCGGCAACGCAUUGAAGAGGCUGGAGGUUUUGUGAUGUGGGCAGGUACCUGGCGAGUUGGAGGUGUACUUGCCGUUUCCCGAGCAUUUGGCGAUAGGCUUUUGAAGCAAUAUGUUGUUGCAGAUCCAGAAAUCAAGGAAGAAAGGGUUGACAGUUCACUUGAAUUCCUUAUCCUUGCAAGUGAUGGGCUAUGGGAUGUAGUGACAAAUGAGGAAGCGGUGUCGAUGGUGAAGCCAAUAAAAGAGCCGGAGGAAGGAGCAAAGAGGUUGAUGCAGGAGGCUUAUGAGAGGGGGAGUUCAGAUAACAUUACCAUUGUCAUCGUCCGUUUCUUGGCUAAUGAUGAUGAUGAUCAUCCAGUUGCUGUUGUGGAUUCAUCUUCUUCUCACAACAGUAGUAGUGGUGCGUCUCUGGUUAACUAGUUAUAGUCAUACUAAGCAAGUGAUAUGACAUCUUUCUUUCUUUCACACAAGGUUUUAAUGUAAUUUGUAAGUAAUAUACUUAUAGGAUGAUGGGGAAAAGCAUAAACUGAAGAAAGGACUCCACAGUAGAAUGUGUGCGACUACCAGCUUAUAUUACACUGAAACGACUGAACCUCUACUAUUAUUGUUGUUGUUUUAAUUAUGAUCCUGUGUUUCAUUACUAUUGCUGUUUAUGUUUUUAUUGUUGUUUCAUUAUUUUAUUAUUGUUCUCGGGUAUAUCCUGAAUGCAAAAUUUUGCAUUUCAGGACAUUCGGGUACUUAUGCUACAGAUGUUGUUUGUUGACUUUUGAUGAAGAAUCAAUUACACCUCGAGAUGGUUGUUAAAAAUCAUUUCUUGUGUGUUCGUACUUGGUGUUUUUUCCCAUGUUUUUGACGCAAAUCUCUCAUAGCAGUCCAUGCGUUUUUGAAUAAUAUUCACC